This is a messenger RNA of Drosophila innubila, 994 nucleotides long. RefSeq names its product nucleoplasmin-like protein. Bases 128 to 583 code for a protein of 151 amino acids. The record is from RefSeq and is a predicted model, not a curated record. Gene Ontology annotation, molecular function: histone binding; chromatin binding; RNA binding. The transcript is spliced from 3 exons. Gene Ontology annotation, cellular component: nucleolus; nucleoplasm; cytoplasm. Gene Ontology annotation, biological process: chromatin remodeling. NCBI's taxonomy places the organism in Eukaryota, Metazoa, Arthropoda, Insecta, Diptera, Drosophilidae.
UUCAAUAGAACUUAAUCCGAACGAUUCGAUACAACUCUUUUUUGUAGCUACCAUUUUGCAAAAGAUUUUGCUCAACACGUGCUCGGCGCUUGAUUUUUAAAGUUUCUACGUAAAACAAAUAAUUAUAAUGGCAGAAGAAUCGUUCUAUGGCGUCACCCUGACCGCAGAAGACAACAGCGAAACCUGGGAUGUUGUCGAUGAGGACUACUCACGCGGCCAGAAGCUUGUAAUCAAGCAAAUAUUGCUGGGCGCCGAGGCAAAGGAUAAUGAGUUCAAUGUAGUCGAGGUGACCUCACAAAAGGACACUGUACAGAUUCCGAUUGCCGUGCUGAAGGCUGGUGAGACGCGGGCUGUAAAUCCCGAUGUGGAGUUCUAUGAGACGAAGGUAACAUUCAAGCUGAUUAAGGGCAGCGGACCGGUCUACAUUCACGGGCUAACCAUUAAGGAUGAUGUUGAGGUGGUCGACAUGGAGGAGGAGGAUGAUGAAGACGAGGCCGAGGAUGUUGAGAUUGAGCAUCCAAAGAAGCGAAAGAUUGAACAGAAUGCCGAUGGCAAAAAUGCCAAGAACCAGAAGAAGAAGUAAAACAUCGAAAAGUUUCUAAGCUAUAUCUGUAGAUUUAAAAAAAAAGUGUUUUAGGCCCUAUAUACACAAUAUAUAAUUACAUAUUUUACGAUGUAUAACUUGAAAAUGUACUUUUAGUUCCUUUUCUCAGAUCCUUAAAAAAUGAUUCAACAGCAAUUCAACAAUAAUAAAUAAUGAUGAUGUACUACUAACUUUUAACUCUUAAGCAAUAAGCCAAGUUAACUAUCAAACUAGUUGCAUUUCCACAAUAUGCAAGAAUAUUUGCAACAUCUAGGUCAAAGCUAAUUGAAGCUCAUUAAUUGUAUAUAACAACUUGCGAUACAACUUCAAUUACAACUAGAACCCCGCCAGACUUCCAAUUCACAAAAUUGUGGUAUGAAAAAAUAAAUUGUCAUCGGUAUACAAGAAUAA